Messenger RNA from Phyllostomus hastatus (greater spear-nosed bat), 5519 nucleotides. RefSeq names its product sorting nexin 27 (gene SNX27). NCBI's taxonomy places the organism in Eukaryota, Metazoa, Chordata, Mammalia, Chiroptera, Phyllostomidae. The coding region runs from base 97 to 1719 and encodes 540 amino acids. Gene Ontology annotation, molecular function: phosphatidylinositol-3-phosphate binding; protein binding. Gene Ontology annotation, biological process: signal transduction; intracellular protein transport. The record is from RefSeq and is a predicted model, not a curated record. The transcript has 12 exons. Gene Ontology annotation, cellular component: early endosome.
CCGGCGGAGCGUGAGCUGCCGAGAAGGGCCAGAGCGCACGAGGGGGGGGGGCAGUGGAGGCGUAGGGGGGCGGGGACACAGCUCGCCUGUUCCAAGAUGGCGGACGAGGACGGGGAAGGGAUUCACCCCUCAGCCCCUCACAGGAACGGAGGUGGCGGUGGUGGUGGGGGCUCUGGGCUCCACUGCGCCGGGAACGGUGGAGGAGGCGGUGGCCCACGGGUGGUGCGCAUCGUCAAGUCCGAGUCCGGCUACGGCUUCAACGUGCGGGGCCAAGUGAGCGAGGGCGGGCAGCUGCGGAGCAUCAACGGGGAGCUGUACGCGCCGCUGCAGCAUGUGAGCGCUGUGCUGCCCGGGGGGGCGGCCGAUCGCGCCGGGGUGCGCAAGGGGGACCGCAUUCUGGAAGUGAACGGCGUGAAUGUUGAGGGGGCGACACACAAGCAGGUGGUGGACCUGAUCCGAGCAGGAGAGAAGGAAUUGAUCUUGACUGUGUUAUCUGUACCUCCUCAUGAGGCAGAUAACCUAGAUCCCAGUGACGACUCGUUGGGACAAUCAUUUUAUGAUUACACAGAAAAGCAAGCAGUGCCCAUAUCGGUCCCCACAUACAAACAUGUGGAGCAGAAUGGUGAGAAGUUUGUGGUAUACAAUGUUUACAUGGCAGGGAGGCAGCUGUGUUCUAAGCGGUACCGGGAGUUUGCCAUCCUACACCAGAACCUGAAGAGAGAGUUUGCCAACUUUACAUUUCCCCGACUUCCAGGGAAGUGGCCAUUCUCUUUAUCAGAACAGCAAUUAGAUGCCCGGCGGCGAGGGUUGGAAGAAUAUCUAGAAAAAGUAUGCUCAAUACGAGUCAUUGGUGAGAGUGACAUCAUGCAAGAAUUCCUGUCGGAAUCAGACGAGAACUACAAUGGUGUGUCUGACGUAGAGCUCAGAGUAGCUUUACCAGAUGGAACAACAGUUACAGUCAGGGUUAAAAAGAACAGUACUACAGACCAAGUAUAUCAGGCUAUUGCAGCAAAGGUGGGCAUGGACAGUACGACAGUGAAUUACUUUGCCUUAUUUGAAGUGAUCAAUCAUUCCUUUGUACGUAAGCUGGCACCUAAUGAAUUUCCUCAUAAACUCUACGUCCAGAAUUACACAUCAGCUGUGCCAGGCACCUGCCUGACCAUUCGAAAGUGGCUUUUUACAACAGAAGAAGAAAUCCUCUUAAAUGACAAUGACCUUGCUGUUACCUACUUCUUUCAUCAGGCUGUUGAUGAUGUGAAAAAAGGUUACAUCAAAGCAGAGGAAAAGUCCUACCAAUUACAGAAGCUGUACGAGCAAAGGAAAAUGGUCAUGUACCUCAACAUGCUAAGAACGUGUGAGGGCUACAAUGAAAUCAUCUUCCCCCACUGUGCCUGUGACUCCAGGAGGAAGGGGCAUGUUAUCACAGCCAUCAGCAUCACGCACUUUAAACUUCAUGCUUGCACUGAAGAAGGACAGCUGGAGAACCAGGUAAUAGCAUUUGAGUGGGAUGAGAUGCAGCGAUGGGAUACAGAUGAAGAAGGAAUGGCCUUUUGUUUUGAAUAUGCACGAGGAGAGAAGAAGCCUCGAUGGGUUAAAAUCUUCACACCAUAUUUCAAUUAUAUGCAUGAAUGCUUCGAGAGGGUAUUCUGUGAGCUCAAGUGGAGAAAAGAGAACAUUUUCCAGAUGGCAAGGUCACAGCAGAGGGAUGUGGCCACCUAGCCGCUCCUUGUCCCCACCCCUUCUCUUCACCUCCAUCCUCUUACCCCUUUUGUCUCCCACGUCAGAGUAACCAUUAACACAAAAGAAGAAGGAAAAGGAAAAAAGUCACUAUACUCAAAAGCCCUAAACUAAAUAUUAUUAAUAAUCUUUCUGAAUUUCAUGUCUCUGGAAUUGAGCCGGUAGAAAACAGCAUUUUGGUCAGCACCAGGAGUCAACUGAGCUAAGAUCGGAAAAGAAAUAAGCCCAACCAACUCGCCAAAGGUAUCUUUGUCCUUCCACCUGGGCCUCAUGCCAGCAGACUCUCCUUGUACCAUAUUUUUAAAACUGGAACUAUGAACUCCAUCCGUUUGCACUGUUCAGACAUAUAUAUGUAUGUAUGUAAAAACUAUAUAUAUACAAAUUAGCUGCACGUAUAUACAUAUAUAUUUCUUUUUAAAUUUCAUAUUGAUGGCAGUACCUUUUUUAGCUUGUGUUUUUACACACCUUUCACUAGAAUUCAUGACUUCUCUCUUGCUCUCUUUGUUUUGAAACAAACUUGAAAAAGGAAAAAAAAAUACAGGGAAAAUACCUCUCCUCAUGAAGGACUCGAAAAGUUUACAAUCUGCUUGGGUUUUUUCCCCCCUUUUUGUAUUGAGUGAAGACUGUGGCUCAUGGGUUACUGGAGAGUCUGAGGAGCAAGGAGCAUAGUUUCUUUAUCUUCCAAGGGACUGUUGGGGAGGAGAGGGGUGUGCCCCUCAAGGGCAACAGGGCUGCAGGGGCGGGCGAGUCUACACACUUGGUGUGGACUCUUAAUUCCAAGACAUUUUUCCUGGUCCACCUCUACCCCUCCCACUCAUGGCGUUCUACCCACAUUCCGCACUCUCCUGCUUCACUGGGACCCCUGUGUGCUUUCCCUCAACUGGCCUAGCAUGUAGGGAGGGUGGGCUCAGGAGAUCAAUGCCACAGGAACCGGAAACAUUUCAUGGUCCUAAUUUCCUAUUUCCUUGUCUUUUCUGAAGCAGGGAUAGUACUGGGGACCAGAGUUAAGGCUGACACCUUUAGGCACAAAGAUUGGGCUUAGUUAGGGAAGGCAAAGAAGAAAUUCCCCGUGUACAUGAGCUUUUCCCUACUCAAUUCGUGACCAAUAACCACCCAUAACUAUUAUAUUCUCUGUGACUUCCUCGAACAGCUUGUAGGGAGGGAUCUGAUAGGAUCCCAAGGCCUUGGGGAAACUUGGCAUGGGUCAGUGGUCUGUGCCAGCAAAACCACAGCCCACCCAAGCCAGCUGAGGACCCAGGAAGGAGCAUUAGGAAUAUGGUUGAUUUGGGUUGGAUCUCAACUUUUAAUUAAAAGGAGACUGAAGGAAAACCUUUUGUCCCUUAAAGGGCUCCUCAUCUGACCUGCAGUUAGACCUUCAGAGACCCGAGAGCUCACCCCAGGAUUAGGGUCCAGAGCUGACCAGAGCUGACCAGAGCAGGGCAGCGUUCUCAGCCCCCAGGCUCUAUAUUUAGAUUCUGCACUGGGGCCUCUGAGUCAGGCUCAGAUGCAUCUGAAACACAUCUUUGAGCCUUCUUCUCUUUUUCCCUUCUCCACCUUCUAAACAAAAACCUCCACAGGGUGGCAUCUUCUGUUUUGUCUAACUGGGAGGCAACCGUAGUUGGUUGUAGUCCACUCCACGGACCAGUGUUGGGGUGGUUGAAGUUUCUUUUUCUGUACCUUGUUUUUGCAGAUCAUUGUGAGGCCUCUUUCUCUCUCUCACUCUGUUAUCGUGGCAGCUGCUUGCCCCAGGGGAGUGUAGGAUCACUUAGGAUAUCCUGUCUUCUCUCUGCUUCUCUGAACCCAGGUGAAAUCACAGAGUGCAAAAUGCAUGAAUGCUGAUUGUUUAAAGUUGCAGAGAAUGACCCCGAACUUGAAGGCUUUGACACAGGAUUAACUUCUUUUGGCUUAAACGAAUUUUAUAAUGAGCCAAAGGACCCUGGAAAGAGGAUAUGAUGAUUUUCCACUCCAAAAUGCUGAAGAGGCUUUUGACACCAGCUUUGUUCAAACUAUAAAAAAUAGCAGUAAUUUGCCCCGUUCCCUCAGAGUGGGCUGGGAAUGAACAAAUCCAGGAGGCCCUGCGACAGCCCAAGUGCUGACCUCUGGAUAUGAGACAUAGUGGGCAUGCCCUUAGAAGGGAGGCCCCUUAGAGUGAAUAGAUGCUGCUUUGUCCCCUUUUGGCAUAGAAUUCACUUGGUGCUUUGGAGACUGGGUGAAUGCCCCCUAGGUAGGUGCUCUAUUGGCAGAAUCUGUGUAGGAGCAGCCCCUACUUGAAGCUGUACCACUGACAGAGCACCCAGCUGCAGCAAGGUAGGGGGCGGCCCCAGGGGACAGCGCCUUCUCUCCCACCCGCAGCAGGCCUCCUGUGAUGGGGCAGAGGCCUCGGGCUGUGGAGCUCCAGAGGAUCCAGCUCUUCUUUGCAUGAAGCAGUGUUGGUGUGACACUCCUUUCCCUCCUUACUCCACACUUCCCUUCUCUAAUCCCUGCUACCUUUCUUAGUCCUGGGUUCUGCCCAGGGAGGCUUCAAUUGCAGUUUGUCUCUGGGAAACGGAAGGGCUCUCCCUUCCCCCUGCCUUGCCCCAGCAGAGCCAGCAGAAUUUCCCUGGUCUCCUAUGGUCCUCCCCUCCACACUCAGUUUCAAUCCUUUUUGGUAAAAGCUUCGAGUUUUUUAUGGAUCAGGAGAAAAAUGCAGGCUCUGAGAAACCUGUCCCUGUGGAAAGGUUCCCUUAGGCCAUGCUUUGGGCUCUUUGGUCUUUAUACUUGUUUUCUGCUGUCCAUUUUUCUGCCCUCCCCUUGCCCUAGGCCUAAGCUCAGCACUGGUGAGUGCUCAGGGCAGCUCCUAGGCCUGGACAGAGCUCUCAGGGAGGAAUCAGAUAAAUGUUCAACACCCCUAUGCUGGCCCAUCUGGUUUUGUCCUUUAGUUACCCGGGCCAGUAGCUUUGGGUUAUCCCCUCUUGCAGCUCCUGACCCAGUGCUUAGAGCAGCAGUAUAGGGCAUUGACAGGGGGUGACGCUGCUCUGUCAUCUCAGAAUUUGCCAACUUAUGGGUCUGGCUCCUCAGAGGCAGUUUUCUUAAAAGGGACUGCAUCCUGGGUGACCUGAACUCCAGACCUGGGGAGACUGCUGUGCCCUCCCUCCUCUCCAUUGUGCUCUGGCUGGAUUGAUGCAGCAGUGGAAACCAUUUAGCCUGUUGGACUCCCAACAUGCCUUUGGGUUCUCUGCACCAGAGUCACUGUGUCACAUUAACUUCCUUUUGGAGGGUGCAGGAUGGGGUGGUUGAAUGCUGAGAGAGAGAAUAGAGGCGGUGGGUGUGCUUUAGGGCCCCAUCUUCCAGUCCCACCUCCUAUCUUCCUCUUCGAAACCUGAGCACAUCAUGCCAGGCCUCACCCACACCAGGACAGCAGCAGGUGUGUGGGAAGCUUAGGGCUCCGGCCGAAGAGGGGAGAGGUACUGGGUGAAGGCGCGUGGCCAACUGCUGAAGUUGGACACCAAUUUUAUAUCAUGCCCCCUUUUUAAGCCAGUGAGCUGGGCUUCAGUUUUCCCCAGGCCAUGCACUCUUUUAAUUUAUUUGAGAGAAACUCUAAUUGUAUUUUCACUGCAGUAUCUUGUAUUUUUUAUUUGUGAUUUAAGAAAUGUGAAGAGAAAAUACACAGACACAUAAUGGCUAACAGUGUUUCUUUCAUUCCUUGUUCUAGAGCUAACCACUCUAAAAUUGUUUGGUAAUGUCACUUAGUGUAAUUAAUUGUAACAUAUUCUUUUAAAUAAAUUGAUUUAUUGAUGAAACUA